AUGAGUUACAGUGACAAAGAGGUGUUUGUUGCCAUCGGGGACCACAAUGGCCACGUCGGUCUAGGUGUUAAAUGCUCCAAAGAAAUAGCCACCGCCAUUCGGGGGGCCAUCAUUCUGGCCAAGCUGUCCAUUGUCCCUGUGCGAAGAGGCUACUGGGUGAACAAGAUUGGCAAGCCCCACACUGUCCCUUGCAAGGUGACUGGCCGCUGUGGCUCUGUCCUGGUAUGCCUUAUCCCUGCCCCCAGGGGCACUGGCAUCAUCUGCCCCGUGCCUAAGAAACUGCUCAUGAUGGCUGGCAUUGAUGACUGCUACACCUCAACCAGGGGCUGCACUGCCACCCUUGGUAACUUCGCCAAGGCCACCUUUGAUGCCAUCUCUAAGACUUACAGUUACUUGACUCCUGACGUCUGGAAAGAGACGGUGUUCACCAAGUCUCCUUAUAAGGAAUUCACCGACCAUCUCGUCAAGACCCACACCAGAGUCUCCAUGCAGAGGACCCAGGCUCCAGCGGUGGCAACGACAUAG
This is a messenger RNA of Carlito syrichta (Philippine tarsier), 525 nucleotides long. Its product is annotated as 40S ribosomal protein S2-like. Gene Ontology annotation, biological process: translation. The record is from RefSeq and is a predicted model, not a curated record. Lineage: Eukaryota; Metazoa; Chordata; Mammalia; Primates; Tarsiidae. Gene Ontology annotation, cellular component: cytosolic small ribosomal subunit; ribosome. Gene Ontology annotation, molecular function: RNA binding; structural constituent of ribosome.